Messenger RNA from Andrographis paniculata, 2104 nucleotides. RefSeq names its product pentatricopeptide repeat-containing protein At2g22410, mitochondrial. Gene Ontology annotation, molecular function: protein binding; RNA binding. Bases 16 to 2076 code for a protein of 686 amino acids. The transcript is spliced from 2 exons. NCBI's taxonomy places the organism in Eukaryota, Viridiplantae, Streptophyta, Magnoliopsida, Lamiales, Acanthaceae. Gene Ontology annotation, biological process: RNA modification. The record is from RefSeq and is a predicted model, not a curated record.
AUUGCUGCUGGUCUGAUGCUGUCUCUCUUGUCGCAACGACGUCGUAUUCGCAAGCCAUUUUCAAAUCCUUUCCGAUCGCGCCACACUCUCUCUGCGUUGCCACAAAGGAGAAAACGGCCGAAGAGAAUUUGCGACGGCGCAGCAACGGAAUGGAAUACUACGCAUAUAUUUGUGACUUCGAAUCCCACGCUCUCAAUUCUGGAGACCAAAUGCAAAUCCCUCUUCCAUCUCAAGCAAAUCCAGUCGCAAAUGACGGUCACCGGACUGGCUUCCGACGGGCUGGCCUACAGCAGAUUGGUAGCCUUCUGUGCGCUCUCUCCGGCGGCGGAUCUUAAUUACGCGAAGAGAUUGUUGUUCGCGAUGGAGAAUCCGAAUGCGUUUUCGUGGAAUGUAGUGAUUAGAGCCGUCGCUGAUAGCCCCGCUCCAUCGCAUGUGUUUGUUAUGUACAAACAAAUGUUGGCUGCCGGCGCCGGCGCCGGCGGUGGUUUUGGUCUGAGGCCUGAUCGUUAUACUUAUCCGUUGCUGUUCAAAGCCUGCGCGAAUUUGGAGGUCUUUGAUUUAGGGUUUGCGAUUCUGGGGAAUGUAUUGAAAAUGUGCUACGAUAGUGAUGUGUUCGUGAGGAAUGCUUUGAUUCAUUUCCUGGUUUGCUGUGGAGAGCUCGAGGCUGCGCAUAAGGUGUUCGACGAAAGUCCUGUGAGAGACUUAGUUUCUUGGAAUUCUUUGAUCAAUGGCUACGUUAGGAGUGGGAGAGGGGAGGAAGCUCUGAGAAUAUACAGGCGAAUGGAGCUCGAUCCCGACGAGGUUACGAUGAUCGCUGCAGUCGCAGCUUGUGCGCAGCUGGAAAAUUUGGAGCUCGGCCGCGAACUCCACCAGUUCGCCGGAGCUAAAGGGAUGAACAUAACUGUUCGAUUAGGUAAUGCUCUUGUUGACAUGUAUGCCAAAUGCGGCGAUCUUGAUUCGGCGAGGGCAUUGUUUGACGGGAUGGAAGAGAAGACGGUGGUGAGCUGGACGACGAUGGUCGUCGGGUAUGCGAAAUUCGGGUAUUUGGAUUUCGCUAGGAAGGUAUUCGAUGCGAUGCCGGAGAAGGACAUUGUUCCUUGGAACGCGUUGUUGAGCGGUUACAUUAAAGCGCAGCGUGGGAAACAAGCGUUGCGAUUGUUCCAUGAAAUGCAGGCAACGGGAGUCGAGCCGGACGAGGUGACAAUGGUUUGCUGCUUAUCUGCAUGCGCGCAGCUGGGCGCACUCGAUGCUGGAGUUUGGAUUCACGGCUAUAUCGAAAAGCACGCACUCUCGUUGAACGUUGUUCUCGGAACGGCGCUAGUCGAUAUGUACGCGAAAUGCGGGAACAUAAAGAAAGCAUUGCAGGUGUUCCGCGACAUCCCGGGAAAGAACACGCACGCGUACACCGCGAUAAUCGGCGGGCUGGCGCUGCACGGGGUCGCGCAGGACGCGUUAUCGCUCUUCUCCGACAUGAUCGACGCGGGCCUCGCCCCGGACGCGAUAACGUUUCUCGGAGUACUCUCGGCAUGCUGCCACGGAGGGUUAGUCGAGCGGGGGCAAGAGAUAUUCUCCGAAAUGGUCUCCGGGUUCGGGAUUCGUCCGCAGGCGAAGCACUAUUCGUGCAUGGUCGACCUUCUGGGCCGGGCCGGGCUAUUGAAGGAGGCGAUGGCGACGAUCGAAAGCAUGCCGAUGGAGGCGGACGCGGUAAUAUGGGGGGCCAUGUUUUUCGCGUGCCGGAUGCACAAAAACAUCGAGAUCGGGGAGACGGCGGCGGCAAAGCUUAUGGAGCUCGAUCCGGGGGAUAGCGCGAUAUACGUAGUGCUGGCGAGCAUGUACCGGGAGGCGAAUAUGGGGGAGAAGGCAGACGAGGUGAGGAAGACGAUGAAGAUGAGGGGGGUCGAGAAAACGCCUGGAUGUAGCGCGAUCGAGGUCGACGGAAAAGUGUUCGAGUUUGUUGUGAAGGAUGAGUCGCAUCGGCGGCGUCGGGAGAUCUACCAAUGUUUGCUUAGCCUUUCGGGACAAAUGGGUUCUGUCUCUUUGGGUUUGGUUUGGAAAGAUUUAGAUUUUGUAUUUUAGUACUGUAUUUUAUAAUAUAUUUUACGAG